AUGUCAGGCACGGGUAGUCCCUAUGUCGUUGCCGAUGCGUUCCUUGAAGCUCUUGCGGAGGGCGGAGUCGACUAUCUCUUCACUGUUCUUGGCUCGGAUCAUCCCAGCAUUAUUGAGGCAUAUGUCAGAAGACAGAAUGUGCUUAAGCGGGAAUUUCCGCGGAUGAUAUUGUUCCAGCAUGAGUUUGCGGCAAUGUCUGCAGCUGAUGGUUACGCCAGGAUCACUCAUCGGCCGGCGUGCGUCGUUGCCCAUGUCGAUGUCGGUACCGCGGCACUGGGGCAAGGGUUACACAAUGCUUCCAGUGGACGUGCCCCUGUUUUGAUCUUUGCUGGAAUAGCGCCUUCUACUCUUAACGGGGAGGCGCCUGGGUCCCGAUCAGAGAGCAUUCGCUACAGUGCAGAGAUCAAAUCCGCUAAGCAUGUUCAGACCGUAGUCCACCGGGCCUUACUUAUGGCUACAACUGGUUCUCCAGGACCGGUGUACCUAACAGCAACUCGUGAGGUUCUGGCUGAGCCCAUCGAGUCUCUUGACUCUCGCCGGACUCCUUUGCCUUCCUGCACAUUAGGAGCAUUACCAGGAGAUGCAGUGGAACUGAUUGGUGAUGCUUUGCUGCAGAGCACAGCACCUCUUGUUAUCACCGGUUACCUUGGACGGAAUCACCAAGCCGUGAAGAACCUGGUCCGUCUAGCUGAUUUGCUUAAGGGUAUCAGAGUCUUCGACUCGGAACUGCGUGAAGUGUGUUUUCCUGCAGACCAUCCUGCUUAUGUGACUCGUGGGACCGGUGCUGCUAAAGCAGUUCAGACUGCGGAUGUCAUCCUCGUUCUCGAUGCAGAUGUCCCCUGGAUCCCCUUCAGGGUCCGACCGUCUCAAUCUGCGAGAAUCAUUCAUAUCGACCUUGACCCCAGGAAAGAACGAAUGAACCUUUUUGACAUUGGCGCAUCUGCUACGUAUCAUGCAGACUGUGCUUCCGCUCUAGGACAGCUUGAUGAAUAUAUAUCGAAAUCUGAGAAGCUCGCAUCAUUGAAAGAGACUCUUGACAGACGCUGGGAAGAGCUGAAGUACUCUCAUGCUCAAGGCAAAGAAACCAUUGAUGCUCGAGCAGCAAAGUUACUAGAUACCCCGGAGCAUCCCUGCAAUAUCGACUUCCUCUGCAGCAAAAUUCGUUCGACCGUUCCUGAAGAUACAAUAUUCGUCACGGAUUCAGUGACGAACCAAGUCCCCAUGACUGAACAGCUUCAACUCACUCGCCCGGGUUCACACCUUACAAAGGGCGGCAGCGGUCUGGGCUGGGCUGGAGGUGCUGCAAUCGGAGUUAAACUCGCGACGGCGCUAUACGACAUCUCUGAUCGUCCGAACAUUCGUCGCAAGACAGACGGUGAUGUUGGGACGAGUCCAUUCGUCUGCAUGAUUACUGGGGAUGGCAGCUUCGUCUUUUCUGUACCAACAGCUGUCUACUGGGCCAGCUACCGUUAUGGGUGUCCUUUCUUAACUGUGAUAUUGAACAAUGGAGGCUGGCGCGCGACGCGUCAGUGUAUCACAGAUGUCCAUCCACAGGGCUUGGCUACUGGAGUCUCGAAUGCAGACUUAGGUAUCUCCCUCGAACAAGAUGGUCCAGACUACGGUCAAGUUGCGAAAGCGGCUGCCAACGGGAACCUGUGGACAAAGAAGGUCGAGCGAGUGGCAGACUUGGAAGAGGUACUGAAGGAAGCAGUCAGUGUAGUCCUUGACAGGAAGAUAUCCGCAGUGGUGGAUGUCGUGAUCAGAUAA
This is a messenger RNA of Paecilomyces variotii, 1767 nucleotides long. Its product is annotated as putative acetolactate synthase. Gene Ontology annotation, biological process: L-valine biosynthetic process. The coding region runs from base 1 to 1767 and encodes 588 amino acids. The record is from RefSeq and is a predicted model, not a curated record. NCBI's taxonomy places the organism in Eukaryota, Fungi, Ascomycota, Eurotiomycetes, Eurotiales, Thermoascaceae. Gene Ontology annotation, molecular function: thiamine pyrophosphate binding; acetolactate synthase activity; magnesium ion binding. Gene Ontology annotation, cellular component: acetolactate synthase complex; mitochondrion. The transcript has 4 exons.